UGAUCAGCUGUGUCCAAUCACAGCUGAUCACAUCUGUCACUCUGACAGCUCGAGAGGAGAGCCGGUAAAUGGCUUUCUGUGGAGGGGACAUGUACACUGAUCAUCAGGGCACUGAUGAUCAGUGUGCCCUGAUGAUCAGUGUAGCCCCAGCAGUGCCACCUGUCAGUAUCCAUCAGUACCAGCAGUCAGUGCUCAUCAGUGCCACGUGCCAGUGCCCAUCAGUGCCAUAAUGCCACAUAUCAGUGCAUACCAGUGCACAUCAAUGCCACAUAUCAGUGCCCAUCUGAGCUGCCUUUCAAUGUCACCCAUCAGUGCCAGUCAGUGCCACCUUGCAGUUCCAGUCAGUGCCGCCUAUCAGUGUCAUAUAUCAGUGUCAUGUAUCAGUGCUGCCUUUCAGUGCCCAUCAGUGAUGCCUGUCAAUGCCCAUCAGUGCAACCUACUAGUGCCUCCUCAUCAG
This is a messenger RNA of Staurois parvus, 457 nucleotides long. The record is from the annotation of a GenBank genome assembly. Lineage: Eukaryota; Metazoa; Chordata; Amphibia; Anura; Ranidae.